This is a messenger RNA of Entrophospora sp. SA101, 363 nucleotides long. The record is from the annotation of a GenBank genome assembly. Lineage: Eukaryota; Fungi; Glomeromycota; Glomeromycetes; Entrophosporales; Entrophosporaceae.
AUGUCUGGUUUUAACACUGCCAUGGUAUGGGGCAUGGAUUUACCUGCUUCUAAAGUAUAUAGAAUGUUUCUUAUUGGAACUUUCCAAUUUCCAAUCAAUUGGGAUGAACAUUAUAAACUUGUGCCAGCAUUGAAAAUUUUGUGGAAUUUGGGAGUAAGUUUAGAUGUCCAGGUAUGGGGCAUGGAUUUACCUGCUUCUAAAGUAUAUAGAAUGUUUCUUAUUGGAACUUUCCAAUUUCCAAUCAAUUGGGAUGAACAUUAUAAACUUGUGCCAGCAUUGAAAAUUUUGUGGAAUUUGGGAAUUGGUUUAGAUAAUACAUUUGAAGUACUUGAAAAUUUAAAAAGUCACACUGCAAAAAUAUAA